AUGGCCGUGGAGGACGAAAACACCAAGAAGGAAGAUGAGGAAUGCGCCGCUGUUGAGCAUUUCGACAAGUUCAACCCACUUGCGUACCUUGAAAGCUUUUAUAAAACCGCUUCUGAAGACACUGCAAUGCAAGUGGUCUUAUUCUUCCUUCCCGGAAUUUUAUACCGUUUACCGCAAAAGGUUCGAACCGUCUUGGACUUGGGUGCCGGACCUACCGUAUACUUGCCGAUUUCCUUAAGAGAUCGAGCUGAGAACAUUUACACAUCGGAUUACGCACCCGCUAAUAGAGAUAUAUUGCAAAAAUGGAUUGAAAACAAAUCGGAAUUUGACUGGACAAACGUUUGCACAUGGAUUUCAAACAUUGAAGCAAGCAUGGAGACUCCGACACAAAUGCAAGCAAAAACUAGGAACGCAAUGAGGGCAGUUUUAGAUGUAAACGUCCACAAAUCGCCCGUCGUUCAAAAUGUUCACUGGCGCGUAAAGCCGGAUGUUGAAAUUCCCGAGAAAUUUCAAGAAAUCUCUACUGUAUUUUGUUUGGAAUAUUCAUGCGAAAAACUUGAAGAAUAUUUUAGAGCUGUUAAAAAUGCAUGCUCAUUAAUAGAAGAUGAUGGAUAUUUGAUUCAAGGCGGAGUUUUAGAUGCAACUACCUAUAAUUUUGGCGGUAAGACCUUCAGAUGCCAUCGAUUGAAGCAAACCCAUAUAAUCGAGUCGUUAAAAGCAAAUGGGAUGUCGACAACAUUAGAAAACGGCUACAAGUUCAUCACCCACGACGACAUUUUCCUGUUGAUCUCCAAGAAAAUUAAUAAGCGUGAAUAA
Caenorhabditis bovis is the source of this 816-nucleotide messenger RNA. The record is from the annotation of a GenBank genome assembly. Lineage: Eukaryota; Metazoa; Nematoda; Chromadorea; Rhabditida; Rhabditidae.